ACUUUCCAUAAAGCGUGAGCGUGCCCGGCGGUCAACACUUCACAACGCGCCGGUGUGUAGCUCGACCCGACGUUAAUCAAUACCCACAAUGACCAGAGUUGCACUGCUUACAUUGGCCUUCCUGGCCGUGAUUGCCGUAGCCUGUGGUAAGGCUACUCUAGAAGGAGCUCUCCGAGAUGCUGCACCACAGGAAGGCAAGAUUUGGGCUCUUCUCGUAGCUGGCUCUAACGGUUACUACAACUACAGGCAUCAAGCGGACGUCUGCCACGCGUACCAUGUUCUCCACAACCACGGCAUCCCUGACGAGCAAAUUGUCGUCAUGAUGUACGACGACAUCGCCUACAGUGAGAGCAAUCCUACUCCUGGUGUCAUCAUCAAUGCCCCCAACGGGUCGGACGUCUACGCUGGAGUUCCCAAAGACUACACGGGAGACGACGUCACGCCGCAGAAUUUCUUACACGUCCUACAGGGAAGGGCCGAUCUCGUCAAGCACACCAAGGGAAGUCACAAAGUGAUCAACAGCGGCCCCGACGACCAUGUCUUCGUUUAUUUCUCCGACCACGGCGCUCCAGGCCUUGUUGCAUUCCCAAACGACGAUUUGCACGCGAAGGACCUGAAUGACGCCAUUCUUGAUCUCCACCGCCGGAAGCGGUACUCGAAGCUGGUCCUGUACGUGGAAGCUUGCGAGUCUGGGUCAAUGUUUGAAAGCCUCCUUUCGCCCUCUAUCAACGUGUAUGCAACAACUGCAGCUAAUCCGGAUGAGUCAUCCUACGCCUGCUACUGGGACGACUACCGACAGGCCUACCUGGGUGAUCUGUACAGUGUCAACUGGAUGCAGGAUUCGGACAAGGAAGACCUACACAAAGAGAGCCUGGAGAAGCAGUUCCGUAUCGUGAAACGUGAAACCAACACGAGUCACGUGAGCGAGUACGGAGAUUUGCGGUUGGGCAAGUUGAAAGUGAGCGAAUUUCAGGGAGAGAAAUCGGCUGAACCUAUUGUUGCCUCGAAAUUUCCAUUCGAUGCAGUUGACAGUCGAGAAGUUGCCCUGAUCACUUUAAAAAAGAAGCUCGCAGCUGCAGCCCCGGAAGAGCGUGAAAGUAUCGCGAAUCAGAUUGAAGACAUCCUGUUCAAGAGAUCAUUUGUCGAUAUGACGGUAGAAGAGCUUGCAAAGGAAGCAACCUUCGGAGAAAACAUCAGUCUGCGCCAUGUGCUCAAGAGCCGUUUUCCGCUACGCGGUGACGCCGACCACCUGUGUUACAAGGCGUCCGUGCGUCAUUUCAGUGAACAUUGCUUCGAUCUCUCCGACAACCCUUACGCUUUGGCCAAGCUUGGACUCCUGAGCAAUCUUUGUGCCCUCGGCCAUACACCGGCCUCCAUUCGUGCCGCUAUUGAGGCUGUAUGCACGCAUGAUCCAAUAGUUGGAGCACUUUGAAACACUUGAUUACGUCGUGAAUUGUGUGAGAAUUGUUUUGAGCAAAAUUUGCUCCUUCAGUUAUAACCCAAGCCCCUCCUUAGUAGUUUGUACGAUGUCUGAAUAAAAGUGUCAAUGAUA
This is a messenger RNA of Ornithodoros turicata, 1552 nucleotides long. RefSeq names its product legumain-like. Bases 89 to 1432 code for a protein of 447 amino acids. Gene Ontology annotation, biological process: vacuolar protein processing. Gene Ontology annotation, molecular function: cysteine-type endopeptidase activity. The transcript has a single exon. The record is from RefSeq and is a predicted model, not a curated record. Lineage: Eukaryota; Metazoa; Arthropoda; Arachnida; Ixodida; Argasidae.